Messenger RNA from Eupeodes corollae, 851 nucleotides. RefSeq names its product PRA1 family protein 2. Bases 197 to 775 code for a protein of 192 amino acids. The record is from RefSeq and is a predicted model, not a curated record. NCBI's taxonomy places the organism in Eukaryota, Metazoa, Arthropoda, Insecta, Diptera, Syrphidae. The transcript has 2 exons. Gene Ontology annotation, cellular component: membrane.
AAUAUACGAAAUCCAAAUCACCAAAAUGAAUGCACGUACAUAAUUACGUCAUUUUCUUCAGAAUUACCAUCGUGAUUGUGCUUACCUAGCCCAAGGCCUAGACAACAGAGAAUAGACAUUUAAUUCGUGGCUUUGUACUGGAACGCACAGAAACUCCAAAAUAUAAAUAAGUUAUAACUUAAAAUAAGCCAUCAAGAUGACUAGUAGAAGUUCGGGUGCACAUAUUAGUGCAGAAAAUUUGCAAUUACCACCUCUACGGUCUCUCGAUGAUUUUGUUUUGGGUUCUGCUCGAUUCCAGCUCCCCAAUCUUCAGGACAUGGACAAAUGGGGCAAUCGUGUUUACAAAAAUCUUCUCUAUUACCAAACUAACUACUUUCUAUUGUUUAUUGCAAUCUACACUUUAAUGGCCAUAUUAAACCCUGUUAAGAUAAUUUGUGGACUUGUGGUUCAAGCAUUAUUGAUUGCAGUUGCUGUUUAUUACUUUGGAGAACUCCCAAACAAAAAGAAGAAACCAGCUCCUGAAAGUCUCGAACGGUGGUAUUACCUGGCAGGAACCCUCGUAUUGGGUUAUAUUCUCCUUUAUUGUUUGAAUGCUGUCCUUUGGUCAUUAUUUACAUUGCUAUUGCCAUUUUCACUAUCAUUUGUGCAUGCAUCUUUGAGAUUGAGGAAUCUACGCAAUAAAGUAGCCAACACAAUUGAGAACUUCGGACCGGCUACUCCAAUGGGAGUCUUCCUCAACACGAUGAAUAUUACAGGAGAAACUAUUUUAAGUUAAAUACAAACAUUUUGAAAUUAAUUAAAACGCCUAUAUAAUAUAUAUAUUUUAUUAAACUUGUUCUGAAAUUAAGAAA